Plutella xylostella (diamondback moth) is the source of this 1494-nucleotide messenger RNA. The record is from RefSeq and is a predicted model, not a curated record. NCBI's taxonomy places the organism in Eukaryota, Metazoa, Arthropoda, Insecta, Lepidoptera, Plutellidae.
AUGCAUCAGGGAAUCAAGCGGGCCAUGGGACCGGUAGCUAGAAAACGUGCGACUAUCAAGGACACGGACGGGUCCCCGAUAAGCGAUAAAUCCCUCCAACUAGAUCGCUGGGCGCGGCACUACAACAAUUUGUACUUUGAGGAGCUUCAGGAAAAAUGUCGUGAACAACGCAAACCACUAUUUAUGGCAUUCGUCGACCUAAACAAGGCUUUUGACACCGUCAGCAGAAAUGGCCUCUACGAAGUCCUAAAUAAAGUCGGUUGCCCGCCGAAGAUGCUCGCCCUAAUCAAGUCCUUUCAUGAUAACAUGCGCGGGUGCGUUGUUUUUGAUGGGGAUGUAUCAGCAGCAUUUGACGUCAACCGUGGAGUAAGGCAAGGCUGCGUUUUGGCUCCAACUCUCUUCGGCAUAUUCUUUUCGGCGCUUCUAUCUGCUGCCUUUGAUGGAUCCGAGGAAGGAGUGCACCUGCAUACGAGACACGACGGAAAGCUCUUCAAUAUAAAUCUUUUGAAGGCCAAGAGAAACCGUCUUGACCUACUCGUCAGAGAACUGCUCUUCGCCGACGAUGCCGCAAUUGUGGCCAACACCGAAGAAGAACUUCAGCACCUGGUCACGCGAUUUGGUCGGGCAUGUGACAUGUUCUCAAUGAGUGUAAAUACCAGGAAAACAGUCGUUAUGGCACAAGGCACAACUAUUCCGCCUACGAUUACACUCAACGAGUCCACGCUGCAAGUGGUUGACCACUUCUGUUACCUAGGCUCAACAACCACGUCUAACUUGUCCAAUGACAAAGAAAUUGACUCCCGCAUUGGCAGAGCUUCAACGGCAUUUGGGAAGCUGUACACAAGGGUGUGGAGAAAUUCUAAGCUCACCACCCGAACCAAAGUCCUUGUGUACAAUUCAUGCGUUCUCAGUACCUUACUGUAUGGUUCUGAAACUUGGACAACCUACAGAAAACAGGAGCGCCGUAUUAACGCAUUUCACAUGCGCUGCCUGCGGAUAAUUAUCGGAGUCUCGUGGAGGGACAAGGUUACAAACGAAUGCGUCCUCAACACCACACGCACGACCAGCAUUACUGCCAUCCUGAAGCAGAGACGCCUGCAAUGGCUGGGACAUGUCCAAAGACAGGACACAGAAAGACUGCCCCGUAGAGUGAUGUUGGGACAACUGGCCAAUGCUACCAGACCAGUUGGGCGGCCAUUACUGAGAUUCAAGGACUCAUGCAAGCGCGAUAUGGACGACUUCGAGAUAGAUAAAGAUAACUGGGAGUCCCUGGCAUUGGACAGACCAGUAUGGAGACAACUGCUGCAUCAGGGCAAAUCAAAACACGAUGGGAAAUGGUUGGAAAAGUUAAAAACUAAGAGGCUUAAUCAACAUCUGGAAGCAUCGCCAAACCCGAAUUAUGCCUGUGUCCGAUGUGGCAAGCAGUGUAAGGCCCGUAUAGGCCUGUUCAGCCACAUGAGAAAAUGUGGCUCUCAAAACCCACAGCCGCUGUAA